Molecule: messenger RNA, 1421 nt
Organism: Pelodiscus sinensis (Chinese soft-shelled turtle)
Lineage: Eukaryota; Metazoa; Chordata; Testudines; Trionychidae
Source: RefSeq, a predicted model, not a curated record
GGAGCAUCAGAUUUGCCCCCUGCACAUCUCAGCCCCCGUGUCUCCCAGUAGUUACCCUGUCCUCCACCCCACACCAGACAGACCCCACUGGUCACAGCCCCUCACGGACGUGUGAUCUGACCAUCCUGGGUGCAACCUUCACCGCCGGCAGGGGACCGAAAACAGGCCUGAAAGUCUUGCCCAGCGCCUGGCGCUGGGGGGAAGUGACGCCGCACUAAGGACGGAUCGGAUAUUUUGCCUAAUUCGCCUGCCAAACUCCACCCUGAGCUUUGGCAUAUCGGGCCGUGUCCGGAAACCCGAGAGUCCAGAAAUCACCGAUCUUCAUAAUUCAGCUGGGCAAUUUAAGCAGAAGCCACAUCUUUAAGAGGCCCUAGCCUGGCAAAUAUCUUGAGACCAGGCUGGUACUUCCUGUUUACCCUCAUUCGGACAGGCCGAGGCUGUGGUGGAGGCAGCGGGGAGUCAUUGGCUUCUUCUCUUCUCGUCAUUCGCUGGGCAAGCUUGGAAGAUGCAGGAUGAGGAAGGUUACACAGUAUUAAAUCUCCAAGCCCAGGAGAACUCCACCGUCCGCCUGACCCCAGGCCAGAUCCAAGAUUCCUCUUCAAUGUCCCAGAGCUGCAAACUCCCACUAGGGAUCCUGGGGGCUGUUUGCCUCAUUUUGGCAUUAGCCGUGAUCCUUCUGUCAGUGCCAGUUUUCCAGGGCAGCUCUCACAACGGACAGACGGGACCCCCGCCAAGCACCCCUGUGGACGGGGAGUCGGGACAGAGAAGACCAAGCAGCAGCCCUGAGGGAGUCCUUGCUCACCUGAGACAGAAUCUGUGCCAGUUCCAAUCCCAGGACAGCGCAGCAGCAGGGGCCUCUGAGUGCAGACUCUGCCCCAUGGACUGGCUGUCUCACAGCGGACAGUGCUAUUGGUUCUCGAAAGGGAAUCGGGACUGGAACGGGAGCAAGGAGGACUGCUCCAGGAAAAGGUCUCGCCUCCUGGUGAUCCAGGACCAGGAGGAGAUGGAGUUCAUACAGAAGGUCACACAAGGGAAAUACCCUGUUUGGAUUGGCCUUACCGUUACCUCCCCAGAGGGGAGAUGGACCUGGGUGGAUGGCUCCAGCUUAAACCCAAAUCUGUUUCCGGUAUCUGGCCUGGCUGUGAGGAACAGCUGCGGGGUGAUCAAGGGGAACGAGAUUCGUUCUGAGAUGUGCAGUGCUGAAUUUAAAUGGAUUUGUCAGAAGAAGGCUGUCCUGAUCUAAGCAGCGACAGCAGGGAGCCAGUAGCCUUAAAAAUAAUAGAUCCCUAGAGAUAAAGGCCAUUCUGUCUGCUCUGAUCUCCUGCAUAACAAAGGCCAGAGGAUGUCACUCAGUAAAAAGCGGCUAAGGAGAAAGCCACAUGCUCCUCCAAGUCCUCUGAAAGGUCCAGCUCCCCCCUGUG